AUGGUUGAUUCGAACAGCCAACAACAUCGAACUGUUGCCGGUGGUACGGAGUUACCCAACCUCAAUGAUGAUCCUGGUUCACCCUUAAAUGUUGUCCCACAUAAUCUUUCACUUCAUUUUGCAUUUAAUGAAGAUGAAGAUGCUUUGGGUGAGGGUAGAGUUUCACCAGAUCCUGAACCUAUUUCUUCAGAGAUUCCACCCUCACUUCUGAAUCAAAAUGGACCAAAUGAUGAUGAAGAUGGUGUUCAAGAUUGUACUUUUACGCAGUUGCUAUCCACAGGUGUUCAUGCGGACGAGGAAUUUUAUGUUCACCACACACCCAAUGGGACUAGAAUGUGGUGUCCUAAUGUUCCUAUUGUUUUAAACCCUGUUGUUGGUUCUGUUUAUGAAACGUGGAAGGAUGUGUUUAGUAUGUACAAGGACUAUGCUGUGUAUUCUGGGUUUUCUAUUCAUAAGGGGCAAACCAAGAGAUGGAAGGGGGUUGUCACUCACCAGUACAUAAGGUGUACUAAAUAUUCAAAACCACAGAUUAAGCGUAAAACUGAUACUUUGGAGCAUUCAAGCUUGACUAUUAGGCAAAGUAAUUUCACAGUGACAGAUUGCAAGGCUAGUAUACUGGUUAAGUUUUGUGAGGGCAGCUCUACGUGCACAGUGGUAGGGUUCAAUGAGCACCAUAAUCAUCCGUUUGUUGAGCGUUUCAAUCGUGACCUAAGUAGGGUUUCAAGGAAACUACCAUUUGCAUCCAAACAGUUUAUCCAUAACAUGAGUUUGAACAGAAUUGGUCGUUUCUCACAGAGUUUUAGUGUCCCUGAUGGGUGGACAUCACAAUAUCGUCUCAAAGAAAGAUCUGAGAGCUUACCAGACUUUUACUAUGAGUUUGUUGUUGAGAAAGGGCAAUUGAGAUCGAUUUUUUGGGCAGACGAAAUUUCCAAGAUAAACUACGACGUGUUUGGGGAGGUGUUAGCUUUUGAUGCGACUUAUCACACUAACAAGUACAACAUGAUUUUUGUUCCUUUCACAGGCGUUGAUAAUCAUAAACAAUGUGUGACAUUCGGUGCUGGCUUGUUAUUCAAUGAAACCACUGAGUCUUACAAGUGGUUACUUGAAUCAUUUCUGAAGGCACACAAGAAGCAACCAAAGUUAGUUCUGACGGACCAGGACCCUUCAAUGAAAGCUGCCAUUUCAGAGAUUGCUGGAGACCUGUUACAAAACUCUGAGCUAAGAGCAUUGAUGCAUCGUUUGGUGUGGAGUAUUCACAUGAAGCCAUCUACAUUUGAGACGCGUUGGCAACUUUUGAUGGAGGAAUAUGGGUUACAAGAUCACAAUUGGUUGAAUGACAUGUACUCAAUUAGGGACCAAUGGGUACCUGCCUACUUCCGUGACAUCCCAAUGUGUUGUCUGAUGAAGACUACAUCAAGAUGUGAAAGCUCUAACUCAAGCUUCAAGGUCAACUCUUCUAGCACUAACACACUAGUUCAGUUCAUGCUAUGUUACGAAACUAGGAUAGACAAUCAGCGUUACAGGCAACGUGUUGCAGAGUUUAAAACUUCAUCUAGUGUAUUCAUGGACAGUACUGACCUAGCUAUUGAGAAGCAUGCUUUUGAGUUGUAUACACAUGCAAUUUCCAUAGAAGUAAGAAAAGAGAUAUACAAGGGGAAGCUGUUUUGUUACAUUGUAAACACGGAGGAUUGUGAUGAUGUUUGUGUUUACUAUGUGAAUCAAUUGGACAAACGUAACAAUGCAACCAACACAUUCACGGUUAAACUUGAGUUGAGUAAUCAGUCGGUAUCCUGUUCAUGCAACAACUUCAUCCGUAUUGGAUAUCUGUGUAGGCACAUUUUUUGUGUUUACCGGGUAAACAAUAUUGAAAGAAUCCCGGCCCAGUUUGUUGUUAAGCGUUGGUCUAGGGACGUGCUUCCUAAAAGUUUAUUUUCUAUUGAGAGUCGAUAUGGCGUUGACACUCGUCCACAAGCUGCUGCGAGAAGUCAGAUUCUUGAGAUCGUAACUGAAUGUGUGGACGCAUUAAGAAGUGAUGUUGGAGGACUUUCCUCUUUCGCUAAGCAGAUAAAGGAACUGAAAUGCAAGUUACUAAAUGGAGGACCAGUUGAUGACGAAGCCAACAAUGAUAACUAUGCUGCUGUUGAAGAAUUGCUUGGUGUUUCUUUAGAUGGGGACGUAACUCUCAACAAUCCAGACGGGAUUAGGAACAAAGGACGCGGCAAACGCCGACGAUUGUCUAGAGCACCUCAGGAUGGAACGAGCAACUCUGCUGUCAAACCUCCCAAAACACCCAGGCUUUGCCGAACCUGUAUGAAGUACGUGACUGGGCAUGAUUCAAGAAAUUGCAAGAAAAAGAAGAACAAGAAUAAAUCGGGUAACGAGGACGAGGACGAGGACUCAAGCUCUGCGAGUCAGGAGUCCACUUGA
Helianthus annuus (common sunflower) is the source of this 2427-nucleotide messenger RNA. Its product is annotated as protein FAR1-RELATED SEQUENCE 5-like. Lineage: Eukaryota; Viridiplantae; Streptophyta; Magnoliopsida; Asterales; Asteraceae. The transcript has 7 exons. The coding region runs from base 1 to 2427 and encodes 808 amino acids. Gene Ontology annotation, molecular function: zinc ion binding. The record is from RefSeq and is a predicted model, not a curated record. Gene Ontology annotation, biological process: regulation of DNA-templated transcription.